Dermochelys coriacea (leatherback sea turtle) is the source of this 576-nucleotide messenger RNA. RefSeq lists its product as uncharacterized. The transcript has 2 exons. The annotation marks the transcript as partial. The record is from RefSeq and is a predicted model, not a curated record. Lineage: Eukaryota; Metazoa; Chordata; Testudines; Dermochelyidae.
AAUAAAGGUCAUCGUGCAUCCCCAUCCAAGUUACAGCUGUGCCUAAAUCAGGUAAUUUAUCUGGGUUUUGUAAUUCGGCCUGGGGAGCGUUUAUUAUCUCCCGAUAGAGUGCGGGCAAUCCAGGAUUACCCGCGCCCGACAACAAAAAGACAGUUACGGGCUUUCUUAGGGGCUGCCGGCUUUUGUCGACCUUGGAUCGUGGGGUUUGGAGAACUGGUAAAACCCCUGGUCCAAGCUACCACGUCAUCAACCCUCGACCCGAUUUCCUGGACUAUGGAGAGGGAGACUGCCUUUACUGCGGUUAAAAAGGCUUUGGUUACGGCACCCGCCUUGGGAUUCCCGGACUACGGUAAACCAUUUUUUCUUUUUAGUCAUGAACAACAGGGGGUGGCUAGUGGAGUCCUCCUACAAUAUCUUGGAGACCGCCCACGCCCCAUAGCUUAUUAUUCAGUACAGCUGGAUCCUGUUGUCCGGGGCUCUGUUUCCUGUGUGCGGUCGAUUGCCGCAGCGGCAAUCAUGGUUCACUUUUUCAAACUAAAUCCAUUUAAAAUUCAGUUUGAAAGUGACAACCUAUAG